CCCGUUCGCUUUUGUGCGUCGCCUGAACAGCUGCGAGACUGCCUGCCUGCCAUAGCGUGCGAGAGCCGGUGACCUGCGAGGCUGGCAGUUGGCAAGUCAUUACUGCCUGCAGGUCCACGCCAUGGGGAUGGCCAGGCUUCGCGAUGAGCGAGGCGCCCGAUACCGCGACCGCGACGAUGAAUAUUCCGACGACCGAGACCGCAAGCACCGCCGCCGUCACAAGGACCACAAGCACGACGACGAGCCCUCUGCAUCGACGCGCGAGCGACGGGAGCGCCGCCGCGCCGAUGACGCCCGCAGACAGGCAGACGUGGACAUUGAGGAAUUGAGGGCGCGCCGCGAGCAGUACUUCACCCGCACAGAGGCCGAGCGGCGGCGAGACCGCGAGCGAGACCGUGAACGAGACCGCAUGGCCCAGGACACCCGCCGCGACAAGGAAAAAUCCAGGAGCAGCCGCGACACCGCCCGCCGCGACACCACCCGCCGCUCGUCGAAAAAGCGAACUGUCAUUCCCGAGGAUGAGGACUUCGUCUUUGGCCGGCCAAAGUCGAUGGGCCACGUCGAUGACGUCCCCGCCCGCCGCCCCUCCACCCGCAAGAGGAGCGAGGAGGGCGGAUCGUCAAACAGGACUGCCUACACGCCCGUCUCAGGUUCAGGAUCCGCCUCUGUCCGCAGGGCUGAGGUCCCCAAUCUAUCCAGAAACGCCUCUGUCCGUGAGCCAAAGGCUUCCGCACCAGCAGCACCCAGGCUAUCAAUCCGACGCACAGGCACCGUCAAGUCUCCUGCUCCGCCCACGCCGCUCACCAGGACCCAGUCCGUCAAGGAUGCCGCCCGCCGGAGUACCGGAGGAAUCUUAUCCAGCCUGUUUAAGCCCGCCCUCCAACGGACAAGCUCUUCCGCCCACAAGGAACACAAAGAGCACAAGGACCACAAGGAGCACCGCGAAGUCCAGAGGGCCGACUGUUUGGUAUGUAUGAACGACGACAUCCCUAUCCACAAGACCGCCAAGCUUGCCUGUGGACACCGCAUGUGCUACUCCUGUCUCAAGCGCCAAUUCACCCUUUCGGUCAAGGAUCCCCAGCACAUGCCGCCCAGAUGCUGCACUUCGGAGCAUAUUCCCCUAAAAUACGCCGACCGUUUGUUCGACGACAAGUUCAAGGUGCUCUGGAACAGAAAGUUUCAGGAAUACACCACCGCCAACCGCCUGUACUGCCCGACCAAAGGAUGUGGCCAGUGGAUCAAGCCGUCCAAGAUCAAAAUGGACCCCACCUACGGUCGAAAGUACGCGCGAUGCAGCACAUGCAACACAAAGGUGUGCGUGCUAUGUAACAGUAAAUUCCACACAAAACGGGAGUGCCCAAAGGACGAGGAGACGAACCGCGUGGUGGAGAUGGCCAAGGAGCAGGGCUGGCAGCGAUGCUACAGCUGCAAGGCCGUCGUCGAGCUGAAGGAGGGCUGCAAUCACAUGACCUGUCGCUGCACGGCCCAAUUCUGCAUGGUGUGUGCUGCUCCAUGGAAGACCUGCAACUGCCCUUGGUUCAACUACCAGCACGUUUCCGACGAGGACCGCCUCAACGAGAUGCGCGUACCCUACGCACGCUACCCCGACGUCGAAGUGAUUGAGAUUGCCGAGCCGUCCCCGCCACUAGCACGCCGCUCGAGUGUCCGCACACGUGAGCGCCCCGAACGAGACCGCGAUUACGACCGUGCCGACCGAGUCCUAUCCGGACACCUCCGCAACUCGCUUCAUGUCGCCAGCCCAGCAGUAUCGUCAGUAAGACGCACGGAACCCGAGGUCCAAGUCUACGGCUUGGGCAAUGCUGGCGGCCACCACAUGAACGAGUCUUAUGCUAUCCGCUCCGUGCCCACAACCUCCCGCCCCGCUACUCGUCAAUCCACACCCCGGAAUUCCUUUUUCUCUAGCCGCCGUGUUUCAGCUCCCACUCCCUCCCGCUCUGCCCCCCCUCAAGCUGCCCCGGUGGUAACUUCUUCAGUAAUGGCUGGACUCUCAAAAGAUGGAAAGAAAGUUGGUGCAAACCGCGUAGGGACAUGGCUCAACCAUGUCCAAAUCGACCCCGAAGCUACCGCCACCGCGGCCGAAGACGUCGAGGUCGAUGACUGGAGGUGCGAUGGCACCAUGAUUGGUAUUGAUUAAAAUUUUGUUGUAUAUAUGGAGUUUGGGUGUUGUCUUUUCCCAUGUUUUUUGGUUCUCGGUAACUGGAUGUACACGUAUGGUUGGUAAAGGUUGUUGUUUUUUUGGAUAGCAUUUAGCCGGCGAGAUACCCACUUACUUCUUCGUUAAUGACGCAUAUUCGUUCUGGA
Messenger RNA from Exserohilum turcica Et28A, 2322 nucleotides. RefSeq lists its product as uncharacterized. Gene Ontology annotation, biological process: protein polyubiquitination; positive regulation of proteasomal ubiquitin-dependent protein catabolic process; ubiquitin-dependent protein catabolic process. Gene Ontology annotation, cellular component: cytoplasm; ubiquitin ligase complex. The record is from RefSeq and is a predicted model, not a curated record. The transcript is spliced from 4 exons. The coding region runs from base 122 to 2155 and encodes 677 amino acids. Gene Ontology annotation, molecular function: ubiquitin protein ligase activity; ubiquitin conjugating enzyme binding; zinc ion binding. NCBI's taxonomy places the organism in Eukaryota, Fungi, Ascomycota, Dothideomycetes, Pleosporales, Pleosporaceae.